AUGCUGACACCGAGGAGAGCCCUGGGCCGCGGCGGCCUUUGUUCUCAUCCCUACAACGCGGCUGCGCUGCCCGUGCUCAAGGCCGACUUUUUCCGCUACCUCAUCCUGCUGGCGCGCGGUGGCAUCUACUCGGACAUCGACACGUAUGCCAUUCGGUCUGCGCUCGACUGGGUUCCCGACCGCAUCCCCACUACGUCCAUUGGCCUCGUCAUCGGCAUCGAGGCCGACCCCGACCGCCCCGACUGGCACGACUGGUACAGUCGCAGGAUUCAGUUUUGCCAGUGGACCAUUCAGGCGAAGCCCGGCCACCCGGUGCUCCGCGACAUUGUCGCGCGCAUCACAGAGGAGACACUCAGGAGGGUCAAGGCGGGGCAGCUGUCCAAGGUCAUGGAUGACAACGUCGUCGAGUUUACCGGCCCGGCCGUGUGGACGGACACGGUGUUCGACUACCUCAAUGACGCGCGAUACUUCGACAUGGCCCACUCCAAGGGCCCCAUUGACUGGCGCAACUUUACGGGCAUGGAGCAGUCGAAAAAGGUGGGCGACGUCGUCGUGUUGCCGAUUACGAGCUUCAGCCCAGGCGUGCAGCAGAUGGGGGCCAAAGACGACGACGAUCCGAUGGCGUUUGUGAAGCACGAGUUCGAAGGCACGUGGAAGCCCGAGGCGCUGCGUCACAUUGGCGAAAACAACGAUUAG
Messenger RNA from Verticillium alfalfae VaMs.102, 696 nucleotides. RefSeq names its product initiation-specific alpha-1,6-mannosyltransferase. The transcript has 3 exons. The coding region runs from base 1 to 696 and encodes 231 amino acids. Gene Ontology annotation, molecular function: alpha-1,6-mannosyltransferase activity. Lineage: Eukaryota; Fungi; Ascomycota; Sordariomycetes; Glomerellales; Plectosphaerellaceae. Gene Ontology annotation, cellular component: mannan polymerase complex. Gene Ontology annotation, biological process: protein N-linked glycosylation. The record is from RefSeq and is a predicted model, not a curated record.